Phytophthora nicotianae INRA-310 is the source of this 1578-nucleotide messenger RNA. RefSeq lists its product as hypothetical. The transcript has a single exon. Lineage: Eukaryota; Oomycota; Peronosporomycetes; Peronosporales; Peronosporaceae. Gene Ontology annotation, molecular function: cellulose binding; protein binding; beta-glucosidase activity. Gene Ontology annotation, cellular component: cell surface; extracellular region. The record is from RefSeq and is a predicted model, not a curated record. The coding region runs from base 1 to 1578 and encodes 525 amino acids. Gene Ontology annotation, biological process: proteolysis; glucan catabolic process.
AUGACUUGGAAGGCCUCCUCUUUGCGUCGUGCAUUUCUUGGUGCUACAAUCAUCGCCGCAUCUAUCGUGGAUCCUCGCGGCGCACUAGCUUCAAUUGAAGUGGCUGAGGCUUGUGCAACAUCUGGUGGUAACUGCGGCAACAUCCAAACCGGCCCAAACUGCUGUCCGUCCGGCCAAUUCUGUCAACCGUGGAACCCAAGCUACUACCAAUGCAUCAACAAGCCUGCUAGAUGCUCCGUGCCCGAAGUCGGCAUUGACUACAAAGGCCAAGAUCUCAUUAAUGGUGAUGUGACUGGGCUCAAACUCCCAGAGGAUUGUUGCAAUCGAUGCUCGUCGACUGCGGGGUGUGUGGCAUUCACGUUCGUGAAUAUCGGAUGGGAUGGCCAACCGCACUGUUACCUGAAGUCCGGGACUGGUACGAAGCUGAGUAACUCGGGGGCGAUAUCUGCAACUGUCACCUCCAGCACAGCCUCAAACCACAUCCAAGCCAAAAUACGCAGUGGUGCCGCAAAGUCGAAGGCUGUCAAUCUCGGUGGCUGGCUGGUGAGUGAAUACUGGAUGUCCUGGGACUCCCCGUUGUGGACUGGAGUGCCAAGCACCACGGCAUGGCAAGGUGAAUAUAAUGUCAUGAAAUACCUCGGAAAGACAAAAGGAACUGCUGCGUUCGAGAAACACCGUCAAACCUGGAUCACCGAGGCUGACAUCAAGGAGAUUGCUGCCACCGGUAUGCUCAACACCGUUCGCGUGUCUGUCGGACACUGGAUUAUUCGUGACGCGACCACCUCACCUGGUACAGAAGCAGAUAUGUUUGCUCCUGGAGGACUGAAGUACCUCGACACUCUGAUCAACACAUGGGCAGUCAAGUACAACAUCGCAGUGAUAAUCAGCCUCCAUGCUCACCAGGGUAGCCAGAACGGCUUCGAACACAGCGCCCCUAUGACCAUCGGGAACGUCGGCUGGGGUUCAUCGCAAACCAAUAUUGACAACUCGCUCAAGUUUGCAACGUUUCUCGCUGCGAGGUACAGGAACAGCCCGGCGUUCCUAGGUUUGGCUUUGAUGAACGAGCCAACUCCACCUAUUGACCGAACAGUUCUUCAGAAUUAUUACAUCCAGGCUUAUAAGCAAAUCCGCGCUACGGGUAACAUGUGCAUUCUGUUCGUGACUCCGUUCCUGAGUGAACAAGACGCCGAUCACCUUUAUGGUAUGAUUGGAGCUCCUCAAUACGUGGGCGUGUGGAACGAGAUCCAUGCCUAUUUCAUCUGGGGUUACGCCGGCAAGACCGAGACGGAAAUACUGGCCGAGCUCGACAAGUAUGACCAGACCCACCUCAAAGCCGUACCAACUAACAACCGCCUCUUCAUGGGGGAAUGGUGCAUGGGAGGACCUCCCGAUCAGACCGGCAUAUUCCAGAAUUUAGACAACUUUCGAGAGUUGGGCCGGAAACAACUUGCAUACUACAACGCAGACAUAACGGGUGGUUGGGCUUUUUGGACGUGGCGGCACUCUGACGAGACGAUCAAGCGCACGGGCUGGUCGAUGCGCUAUCUGAUCAGGAGUGGCUAUCUCAAAUUGACCUGA